Molecule: messenger RNA, 943 nt
Organism: Numida meleagris (helmeted guineafowl)
Lineage: Eukaryota; Metazoa; Chordata; Aves; Galliformes; Numididae
Gene: CRYAB
Product: crystallin alpha B
Exons: 4
Coding region: 430-810 (126 amino acids)
Biological process (GO): response to heat; protein refolding
Molecular function (GO): protein folding chaperone; structural constituent of eye lens
Source: RefSeq, a predicted model, not a curated record
UGCGUGCCAUCUACCGGGGGGCUGCCGCCGGCUGCCCGGGGCUGGGCGGGCAGCUGCUGGUCCCCGGGGCAGGCCUGGGGCUGGAAUUCUGCCUUCUGCUGCCCCGCUCUUGGCGUGCCGGCAGGGAAAAGGUGCAGGAGGGAUUCAGGUGUUCCUGCACAAGGGAAGCUCUGAAGCGGGAGCUCAGGGGGAACAGGAGCUGUCAGUUCUGUUCAUGCGCACCAAGUGGGAUGUCUGGAAAAUGUGUGGCAUCACCUGCGGAAGGGAGUGGAUCUCCUGCGAGGGAGGCAGUGGCCCAGCAGAAGUGGGAGCAGGUUCUUAGAACACAUCUCUGGUCGUUGAGCUGAUACUCAAUAUCGAAAGAUAUUUGGAGAGCACCUGCAGGAGUCAGAGCUGCUCCCUGCCUCCCCCAGCCUCAGUCCCUUCCUGAUGAGAUCCCCCUUCUUUCGGAUGCCCAGUUGGCUGGAGACGGGACUCUCGGAGAUGCGACUGGAGAAGGACAAAUUUUCUGUAAAUCUUGACGUGAAGCAUUUCUCCCCUGAGGAGCUGAAAGUGAAGGUGCUUGGGGACAUGAUAGAAAUUCAUGGGAAACAUGAGGAGCGCCAGGAUGAGCAUGGCUUUAUUGCCAGGGAGUUCAGCAGGAAAUACAGGAUCCCAGCUGAUGUGGAUCCCCUGACCAUAACCUCAUCACUCUCUCUGGAUGGCGUCCUGACAGUGAGCGCACCGAGGAAGCAAAGCGAUGUCCCUGAGCGCAGUAUUCCUAUCACCCGUGAAGAGAAGCCUGCCAUUGCAGGGGGCCAGAGGAAGUAGGCUGCUAUGUAACGUCACCCCAGGGCCAUUCAAGAGCACUUCUCAUCGGAUGCCAGCUGUACUCAAUGGCCACUCUUAUUUAUUUAUGCUGAGUAAGUUUACUAACAAAUAAAACAUGAAUAAGCAGUCUGCA